GACAUUUGUGGCGGUGUGUCAUCGGUGCCGUGUUGUCGUUUUUUUUUCUCCCGCACUGCCGUCGGUAAUUUAGUGUUUUUCUCGCGGAUUACGCGGAUUCGGUAACUGUUUGUGGUGAUAGUAAAAGAGCAGCAGUUUUCUUUCACACACAAAUUUGAAGCAUAACCAAAGCAUCGAAAAUGGUGGACUACGGAAAAGAGUUCAUGCUGUACCUGAUGAGCGAAAAGUGUUACGAUAAUUACUUCAUUGAGUUCGACCUGCUCGAUGGUGACUGUUUCCGUGCACUGCUCAGCAAGGGCUUGGGGCUGGGCAUAAUUGCCGGUUCGGUGUUGGUAAAGGUACCUCAAAUUACCAAGAUUCUCGGCAACAAAUCAGCCCGCGGUAUCAGCCUGUUUAGCGUGUGUCUGGAUCUGUUCGCGAUCACGAUUCACAUGGCGUACAGCUUCGUGAAUGGGUUCCCGUUUAGUGCCUGGGGUGAUACCGCGUUCCUGGCCCUGCAGACAGCCAUCAUCGCUAUGAUGGUGCUGUUCUUCGGUGGUUCCACGGUGCUGUCGGUGUUGUUUACGUUCGCCUACUCCGGGCUGGUGUACGUGCUGAUGGGCGGAUUAACACCGCUCAACUAUCUGCUGAUCGCGCAAGGCUUCAACGUGCCGAUACUGCUGCUCGGCAAGCUGUCCCAGGCGUUCACCAACUAUCGCAACGGUAGCACCGGUCAGCUAUCGGCGGUAACGUGCUUUAUGCUGCUGGCCGGUUCUAUGGCCCGCAUCUUCACGUCCAUUCAGGAAACGGGCGACCAAAUGAUGAUCAUCACGUACGGUUCGUCGACCUUUGCCAACCUGGUGAUCGCGCUGCAGGUGCUGUACUACUGGAACUCGGACAAGCAGAAGAAGGCUACCGCGGCGGGACCGGCUCCGGCAAAGAAACCGAAGGCCAAGAGCAAGAAAACAGACUAGAAACACUACGAAAGCGCUUGCGUUUGCUUUCUUCUUCUUCAAUUAAAGUGUGCAAACCGGGCAAACAGACACAGAAGAGCCCGGGCGUGUGUAUAGUUUUAAGCUGGAAAUAGCUACACAAUUCCACACACUAAAAGACUAUAAGUAAAUGACAAAACGAGGCGUUCGGAGGCUGAGUUUGUAGCAGCUAGUGCAGCCAGGUGUUUGUAGUAAAAAUAAAUUACCAAUAAUACUCCCAAGCGUUCCACA
Anopheles stephensi (Asian malaria mosquito) is the source of this 1202-nucleotide messenger RNA. RefSeq names its product mannose-P-dolichol utilization defect 1 protein homolog. The coding region runs from base 180 to 953 and encodes 257 amino acids. NCBI's taxonomy places the organism in Eukaryota, Metazoa, Arthropoda, Insecta, Diptera, Culicidae. The transcript is spliced from 2 exons. The record is from RefSeq and is a predicted model, not a curated record. Gene Ontology annotation, biological process: oligosaccharide biosynthetic process.